AAUUUCAGUUUUUCUUUUUUAUCCAAGUUUGUUGAAUAAUUUAAUCGAAAUGCGUUUAUUAACAUUUAGUUUCCUAAAGAGCUGCAAGUAUAAGAAGUUCUGCAGCGUUUCUCGCAGCAUCAGCACUGUGUUGCAGCCUGAAGUUUUACCAGCAGUAGGUGACCCGAACUUGGUGGAAGUGAGUCCGUCAUGGAAGGAGAGCGAGGAGCCAGCUCUGCGCAGUGCGGUCUUGCGUGAUAUGCAGGUGUACCCUGACUUCAUAUCGGAGCACGAGGAGGCCGCCCUGCUCACCGAGGUGGAACCCGUUCUCCGGAGGAUGAGAUACGAGUUCGACCACUGGGACAAUGCGAUCCAUGGUUUCCGCGAGACGGAGCGGCGGCAGUGGUCGCCGGAGAACUCGGUGGUGCUGGCGCGCGUGCGGGCGCUGGCGCUGGGCGGGGAGCAGGCGCAGGCGCUGCCGCACGUGCACGUGCUGGACCUGGCCGCCGCCGGCCACAUCAAGCCGCACAUCGACGCCGUGCGCUUCUGCGGCGACGUGAUCGCGGGGCUGUGCCUGGCGUCGAGUGCGGUGAUGCAGCUCGUGCACAACGACAAGAAGCACCUCGAGCUCAACGCGCUGCUGGCACGACGUGCGCUCUAUGUCAUGAAAGGAGUGGCGCGCUACGAGUUCACUCACGCGGUGCUGGGCGGCGAGCACAGCACGUGGCGGGGCGCUCGUCUGCCGCGCCUGCGCCGCGUGGCGCUCAUCUGCCGCACGGCGCCGCGCCCGCACGACGCGCAGCCCGACGUGCAGCGCGGCGCCCUCACCGACCCCGACACGCCCACGCCUUAGCGACCCGCAACACUGCUACCUUAUCCUACCAGUUGGUUGAUAUAGCACGGCAUGUUUGUAAACAUGCAAUGCAACUGGUCGGCUGUACCUACAAAUUGAAGUUUUCUGUGAUAGCCACAGAUUGCAUAGGAAUCCAGCAGAAUGUGUAGGUUUGCUCCCCUACCUACUUAGGUAUUCAUGUGAUAUUGUCUAAUGACAUUGAAGUAUUUUUUCACCAUUAUUUAGUAUUAUAAUGUUGUUGUUAUAAUAAAUUGUUAUUGUUGAAA
Helicoverpa zea (corn earworm) is the source of this 1098-nucleotide messenger RNA. RefSeq names its product alpha-ketoglutarate-dependent dioxygenase alkB homolog 7, mitochondrial-like. The record is from RefSeq and is a predicted model, not a curated record. The transcript is spliced from 5 exons. The coding region runs from base 50 to 832 and encodes 260 amino acids. Gene Ontology annotation, cellular component: mitochondrial matrix. NCBI's taxonomy places the organism in Eukaryota, Metazoa, Arthropoda, Insecta, Lepidoptera, Noctuidae. Gene Ontology annotation, biological process: fatty acid metabolic process; DNA damage response.